Polypterus senegalus (gray bichir) is the source of this 4990-nucleotide messenger RNA. RefSeq names its product caspase-3-like. The record is from RefSeq and is a predicted model, not a curated record. Gene Ontology annotation, cellular component: cytoplasm. Gene Ontology annotation, biological process: keratinocyte differentiation; positive regulation of apoptotic process; apoptotic process. The transcript is spliced from 7 exons. The coding region runs from base 144 to 980 and encodes 278 amino acids. Lineage: Eukaryota; Metazoa; Chordata; Cladistia; Polypteriformes; Polypteridae.
AGGUGUGUGUUUGUGUGUAAUUUUAAGAUAGGAGGUGGAGUUUAUAUCGACUUUGUGGAUGACUCAACAGCUUGUAACACAACGGCUGAUUAACUAAAAAGAUUUUUGAAGGAACAAAGGAAGACGCACCACGUAUUUUGGAAAUGGAAGGUGAUACUGUGGAUGCUAAUCCAGAUAUUAAAGGAACACCGGCGAAGCGGAGAGAUGAGCGUAUGCAGGUGGAUGCCAAGCCAUUUCAUGGAGAUUCUUAUAGAUAUAACAUGAAUUACCCAAACAUCGGCAUGUGUUACAUUAUAAACAACAAGAAUUUUGACCCUAAAACAGGAAUGAAUGUUCGAAAUGGAACUGAUGUAGAUGCCGCACAACUGCGUCAAACAUUUAAAAAGCUGGGCUACAAAGUAAAAGUUGAUAAUGACCUUAAAUGUGCAGAGAUUAAAAAUAAUUUAAAAAAAGUGGCAUCGGAAGACCACACGAAUGAGGCCUCUCUUGUCUGUGCACUGCUAAGCCAUGGAGAUGAUGGGAAAAUUUAUGGUACAGAUGGUUUUUUGGACAUAAAAAGCAUAACUGACUUUUUCAAAGGAGACGAAUGUAGAAGUCUGGUUGGUAAACCAAAACUAUUUUUCAUACAGGCAUGUAGAGGCACAGAGUUGGAUGGAGGAAUUGAAUGUGAUAGUAUGGAAAGUGAUGGGCCUGCCCAAAGGAUUCCUGUGGAGGCAGACUUCUUGUAUGCAUAUUCUACAGCUCCAGGAUAUUAUUCUUGGAGGAACACCACCACUGGCUCAUGGUUUAUACAGUCUUUGUGUGAAAUGCUGAACAAAUAUGGGAGUGAGCUGGAGCUAAUGCAAAUACUCACUCGUGUUAACAACAAAGUGGCUAUGGAUUUUGAGUCUGCAUCAAACAUUCCUGGCUUCAACAGCAAGAAGCAGAUCCCAUGCAUCAUUUCUAUGCUAACCAAAGAAGUGUAUUUUAGUUUACUAUAAUUGUGUGUGUGUGUGUGUGUGAGAUAAGAAUCAUGUUAUACUUAAGGGAUUUUAGUAUUUUUACUUUUUUAGCCACAAUUCCAUUUGAGUCAACACUGAACCUUCUCAUUGAGUUAACUGAAAGAUAUAUUACUUACUGUAUAUAUUUUUUAAGUUGUGUUUUCCCCAAAUAGUUAAAAAUAGCUUUGAGACAUAACCGCAACACACAUCUUUAUGGGUGCAAAUUAAUUUGACAAAGUCACUGCUUAAAUUUUAUUUAUUUGAAUAGAACAUGUCUGUUUCAUAUGAAAAUGAAUAUUGAAAUUCAAAUUUGACACUUACUAAAACAGUUUGUUUUUAGUAGGGUUCUUUUAUCUUUCUAGUGUUUUAUCUUGUUUAUGAAGCUGACUUGUUUUGAACUAUUAAAAUUGUAAUGCAUGUCUUUAAAGUUAAUUCAAAAUAUAUUGAACUAUUUGCAGUGUUGAAUGGUCAUGGGAUGUUGGUAGGGGUUCCAUAGGAUAAUCGUCCCCUGAUGUGUGUUCUCCUUAAAUGUGCCUGUGCCACAAAGUUUGCUUACUAAACCCUACUGGAAGAAAGUUAAAGUUUCCUUGAAAACUGCAUUACAUUCUGAAACCUGCGUAAUCAGCUUCAGAGUUGAAGUGUGGUGAAGCUUAUCAUGACAGCUUCUAACAAAAACCAGGAACCAGGGAGUGGGUGAAAACUCCAUAGACCGCAACUAGGUGAACUAUUCAAAACUAUGAUGCUGGUGCUAACCACUAUAUUCCUUUAGUAUUGAAUCGGUACUAAAAUUUUGAUUUCGAACUUCAGUACCAGUACAAACUGUUCCAAACGAAAUAAUGGAUAACUCCCAAAUCCGUUGUCUUAUUCAAGUCUCCCUGGUGGGCUGCUCCAUCUCUCGUCGCUACACCUGGAUUCCCACUUGAUAGCCAUGAACUUCCAGUUGUAUUGAUGUGUGUAGUUCUGUUUCAUGUGUACAAAAGGUAAAAUUUUUCCACAACUGCAAUAGCAGUUGCCCCGGGAUUAGGAGUGGAAGUUAAGAGGAAAGCUGACAUUUACUUCCUGUACCGAAUAACCCAAAAUGCUGAUACUAUACCAUUUUGAAAUGUGGGUUUUUUCGGUAGUCUGCCACCUUAGUCCCCAUGCUACAACAUCAAGGUACGUUAUGCCAGACAUGUUCUCAGAUAUCAAUGUCUUAUGGCCGUACACAUUAUUUCUGGUGUUUUCUUUGGUGAACUGUAAAUAAUCUUGGUUUAUUUGCAGCAGUAUCACAUUUUUUUCCCUGUAUUGCUUGAUUUUUGUGAAUCCUCUUAGAUGGGUAUAUGCGAUCUAAAAAUGUUGACAUGCAGGUGUCUUUUGAUCAUUUUUAUAAUCUGCACACUAUGUUUCUACAAAUCUCAAAGUUUCCUCAAUGUAAAAGGCAAGGAUUAGUUUGACUUAACAAUUGUGGUGUCAAUAUCAAAUAUUUGGCAUUGGAUAAAGUGUGUUUUUUAUAAAUCUUUGUGGACAUUUUGUUAUCCAUGCUUUGAGUCUUUUAAGUAACUAUAAAUUUAGAUGCUUGGAAUGGCUAAAUGUGACUCAGGUGCUUGACAUCAGCUGAACAUCUCUUUAAGAGUUAAAUUGUAACAAUAAGAUGUCAUUUAGUCUUCAGGAAAACAUCAAGUUGCCAGAGUUGUUCGUGUUUACUCUUGACACCAUGUACACCGUGUUGCAACUCUUACUAUUAUUGAAAAUAUGUGCUAUGUGAUAGGCUUACCAAACUCUUUUAACAUACUCAGGGAGCAACGUGAAAAAUGAACUGUUGCAGAGUCAUUUAAUGACAAAUAUAUUCUUGAAUCAAAGCAUAUGAAAUCGGUGGCCCAGCUGUUUUACUUGAUAAAUCAUGCAGUGAUGUUUAGUGACAAUCAUCAGUAAAGAAGAAUUGUCUUGUAUGUUUCAGAAUCAAUGAUGCGUGCAUUUUUGUCUAUUAAGAUGACUAAUGAUGUUUUACUUUUCAUUUUUAAGAGUUGAUCCUAUUCAUAUUGUAGAAACUUUAAAUAGCAGAUUUUGAGUAAAUAUGUAAAUGGAUUGUGACUACUUUUAAUAUCAUUUGCAUGUGCUCUAAAAACAAAUAACACAUACAUCUCUUUAUUUUAUGAGCUUUUAAUCCCAUUACCAAAAGUUAUAAAUUGACCAACCCUGCAGCUUCAUUCUAUUACUGAGCAGAUUCGUCCACAUUUGCUCAUUAUCAGACCAUUUUCUCACUCAGAGAGGAAGUAGAUUUGUAAAUUUUUACAUAUGACACUUUGAUUCCUAGGGUUACUUAUGCCGUUGUUGUGUUCAUAUAAAAAAAAAAAAAAAUUCAUUGAUUGAUGAAGAAAUUGACUAAAAAACAUUUAUUAGUCUUAAGUUAGGGUUAUAUAUAGGUUAUAUAGGUGACAUAUUUCUAUACAUGUGAAAUAAAAUUCAAUAUUUUGCAAGAUUGUAACAAAAGUGGAAUUCAUAGACCAUAUUAUUAUUUUGAACUUUCAUUUGUUUUCAUUCUGCUUUUCCAAGUAGAGGGUUUAUGUUGCCAAUUAGAAUUGAUCCUUUAGCAAAAAAAUAGUUUAUUAAAGUUUAUUUUUCAUUUAUGGUAAACAUUAACGAUAAUGUCUGCACAUUUUAAGGUGCAAUUGCAAGGACAAGAAAUAUUUGUGCAUUAUAUUCUGAUUUUGUAGGGAGCUCCACUUGAUCCAGACUGAGCUUACACUGAUACAUCAUAAAAGUUUUACAUCUUUUUCAUGCAGCAGCCAAUACCACCUGUGCUUCAGAGCAGGACAUCCACCUGAAGCAAACCAUGUUUGGGCCCGUCCAGUAUGUAGGUGGGAGACCAUCUAGGAAAGAUUACAGUUGCCGCUGGAAGAGGUGUUGGUGAGGCAAACAGCAGGCACUUACUGUUUGAUCUUUAUGUGGAUACCAAAGCCCUAGUGCAGUAACGGGAACAGUGUGUUGUACAUAUGGCACUGUCCUUUGGAUGAGACUUAAAAUUGAGGUCCUAGCUCUCCAUGGUCAUUGAAGAUCCCUGGGCAUCUUUUGAAAAGAGUAGGAUUUUUCCCAAUGUCCUAGCUAAGUUGCGCAUCACAACCUCAUCAAUUCUGGUCCUCUCACCAUCCCCGGUCCCUAAUUGAACUCUCUUUCACUCCCUCACCACCUAAUAGUUAAUGUGUGGUGAGCAUACUGGUGCAAUAAUGACUGCCGUCGCAUGAUUCAGGUGGCUGCUACACAUUAGUGGUGGUCAUAGUGAUUUUACUCCAUGUAAAGUGCUUUGAGUACCAAGAAAAAUACUAUAUACAUGUAAUUUAUUAUUAUUAGUUUCUCUAGUUUUGUUCCAGCAAAAGUCAAAUUUCAUUUUAUUAUGUUAAACUUUAUAGGCAGCUACCACAGUUUCUGCUGUUUCACUUUGACAUAGGACUUAAAAAGGGACAUUCUGUGUUACACUUGUAAAGGCCAGACUAUAUGUGUUCAUCAGGUGCUGUGCAGUUUUAUUCAUAACAAAUGUAUAUGCUAAAUUAACUGAUACACAUUCGGGGGUAGCAUUGGGUGCAAGGUACGAAAGAACCCGAAUGGGGUGGUUUAGUCCAAUAUUUUUAUUAUGAGAACAAUAAGAUUGCGUACAUGUUUACAUGAAUAUUAAUUUAAAUGUAGUUAUUUUGCAAGUUAAUUUAAACCACCACUUUCAAAAUAUUUUUUUCACAGUAAAACUGUGACUUUUAUACAGCUCAAGAUACAGUGCACUUUUUUACUUAAACUUGAUGUUCAGUUUUGUAGGCAAUGUGAUUUUUCUGUGAUAAUGUGUGGGGAAUUUUAAUAAUGUAAUAAAAGUGAUUUGCUUUUUGAUUAAAUCAGAAUGUGCAAAUAUGUCUUGCUACCAGAAGAUUUGGAUUAUAAGACAUUUUAUAAACCUCAAAAUGCUGGUUAACUGCUUUGCAAAAAUUGUAUUCAUGUGAAAUGUCUGUCACUCUGAAUAAGUGGUCAAAUAAAUGCACACAAACCUA